AUCACUUGUUGCUGCAGCCUAGAUACAAGUUCAGGGUCCUUCCAAAUUCUUGCAAUCAUUGUUAGCUUUCACCGGUUGCCGACUGCGUUCAGAAAGUCACUCAUCACACAAGCACUGCGGUAGAGGAGAAACAUAAUUCCGGUGUUUGCUUCUCGGGGUUUCAGUUUUCCAAGACAAUGUGCACAGGGAAAUGUUCGAGGCUCAUUGGUAUAGCUCUUUUCCCCCUCGGAAUCUGCGCCAUUAUUUGCAAUCUACUCCUCUAUUUCCCCAACGGAAAGAUUUUGGCAACAGAAGAGAUAACGGAUUAUGUGUGGUAUUUUCAUGGAAUAAUUGGAGCUGGAUUACUAGUUUUCCUCACAGCGUUUAUGACACUUGGGGCAGGUGGAGAAGGGUGUUGCGCAAAUAGAUGUGGAAUGUUGCUGUCUGUAUUGCUGGCUUUGUUGGGCACUGCGGGUGGAGCUUACUGUGUUGUCAUCUCUGCAAUGGGAUUGGUCGAAGGACCUCUGUGUGACACUGGAGAUGGAACAUACACCUAUCCUUUUAGAAAUGACACAGAGGAAGAGAGCUACUUAUUCCAACAGAACACGUGGGACAUUUGCCGGGAGCCUGAAAAUAUUGUAUUAUGGAACAUUGUCCUUUUCUCGAUCCUCCUGGGCUUGGGUGCCAUCGAAGCACUGUUGUGUGCCAUUCAGGUGAUCAAUGGACUUGUUGGAUUCCUGUGUGGCACCUGUUUGAGAAAAAGAAGGACUGGAGUAGCCUAAUAUCUGGGAUACCAUACUUGCCAUGCAAAGACAACAAACCAGAAGCAGUGUGUAUUUAUAAAAUGUUUAAUUAAAUAUUCUCCUGUUUCUCCAUAUUAAUUAAAUAACCUAAAAUGGAGAAGUAUUUUGUACCAGAAUAAACUGGUUAUCACUGAUAGUAUAUCUUGCAUUAUCAGGACUAAUGAUGCCAAUAACUUUGUAAAGUACAUUGUUAUUGCUAAAGUCUGACACGCCUGUGAAUUACCAUGUUUCAAUAUUUAAUAAAUUGCAUUUUCUAGUGAUGUA
Pelobates fuscus (common spadefoot toad) is the source of this 1046-nucleotide messenger RNA. RefSeq names its product transmembrane 4 L6 family member 1-like. The coding region runs from base 177 to 761 and encodes 194 amino acids. NCBI's taxonomy places the organism in Eukaryota, Metazoa, Chordata, Amphibia, Anura, Pelobatidae. Gene Ontology annotation, cellular component: membrane. The record is from RefSeq and is a predicted model, not a curated record. The transcript has 6 exons.